Molecule: messenger RNA, 1128 nt
Organism: Quercus lobata
Lineage: Eukaryota; Viridiplantae; Streptophyta; Magnoliopsida; Fagales; Fagaceae
Gene: RPS9
Product: ribosomal protein S9
Exons: 2
Coding region: 225-851 (208 amino acids)
Biological process (GO): translation
Cellular component (GO): plastid small ribosomal subunit; ribosome
Molecular function (GO): structural constituent of ribosome; RNA binding
Source: RefSeq, a predicted model, not a curated record
AAAAAGAUAAAACGGCUACCAUUGAAUAUAUCCAAGUCGACGUCGUUUGGCAGGCCGUGAACUAACAGAGAUCACAUUAUCUGUAAUGAUUUAUCAUUAUCCCAGGCCUCCCAAAGUCCCCAAGUACACAGCAGAGUAGUAGUGGCUGCCCUUCUCUGCUCAUAGCUCCGAUUCUCCGAGACUCAAAUCUCAGAGAAAACAAAAAAAAAAAAAAUUGUAAGAAAAUGUCAACAAUUACGUUAUUAUCUUCACUGACUUCCUCCCUCUCUUCUCUCUCAUUUUCGUCCCAAAUCUCCCACAAACCUAACACCCUCUCUUUCGCUCGACCCAACUCACUCUCGCUCUCGACCAGGACUCCUCCUCGUCCUCUCACGGUGCUCGCCACGGUGGCUUCGCCUCAAGAGGUGGAGACGGCGGACCUAAAGAAGUACGUGAAAUCGAGGCUCCCAGGUGGGUUCGCCGCCCAAACUAUCAUCGGCACUGGCCGGAGAAAAUGUGCCAUCGCUCGUGUUGUCCUCCAAGAAGGCACUGGCAAGCUUAUCAUCAAUUACCGCGACGCCAAGGAAUAUCUUCAAGGCAAUCCAUUGUGGCUUCAGUAUGUCAAAGUCCCAUUAGUAGCCUUGGGAUAUGAAAGUAAUUACGAUGUGUUUGUCAAAGCUCAUGGGGGUGGCCUCUCUGGUCAGGCUCAGGCAAUCUCCCUUGGCAUUGCUCGCGCCCUGCUAAAGGUGAGUGAGGACCACAGAGUGCCUCUGAGAAGGGAAGGGCUUCUGACUAGGGACUCGAGAGUUGUUGAGAGGAAGAAAGUUGGUCUCAAGAAAGCUCGUAAAGCCCCACAGUUCUCCAAACGUUAAGGUUGAGAUUAUUGGAUGUAAACAGUUGUCCAUAUUUUUUACCAUUAGUUUCUUUUGAGGAGCUUGGACAUUUUCAAUUUAUCAGAAGAUCUUGGCUUUUGUUUGUUGAUACCUGUACCGCAAUCUUUUUUUUUUUUCUUUUAAAAAAAGGCUUUCUAUUUUAGGCUCAGAUAUUAUUGAACUGUGGAUUUUUCAUUUAAGAUGCUUGAUACAUGUUUCAGAUACAUUCUAUAAACAUCAACAAAGUGGCAGAUGACUUAGAUGUGAUUGGUUUUAA